GAAAAGAUCGUAAUACUUCAUUUUAUUUUCUGUUUUCAGGACUGUCGUCUUGGUGAAAACCAAGGAAGAAAGAUGGAGUGUGUUUACAUUAAACAGGAGGAGAUUCUGGAAGUGGUACCUAUCUGCAUUAAAGAAGAGGAGACUGAACUGGAGCCUGUCCACAUUGAAGAAGAGGAGACUGAACUGGAGCCUGUCCACAUUAAAGAAGAGGAGACUGAACUGGAGCCUGUCCACAUUAAAGAAGAGGAGACUGAACUGGAUCCUGUCCACAUUGAAGAGGAGUCUAUUGACUUGUUUAAGGAUUCAGAAAACAUUUCCCAUCCAAAGAUAUCACAUCAGUGUACUGACUGUGGGAAGAGCUUCAGUCAGUUAGGAAGCUUAAAAAUACACUACCGAGUUCACACUGGAGAAAAGCCGUAUCGCUGUUCUGAAUGUGGGGAGUGUUUCAGUGUGUCAGGAAGCCUAAAAACACACCUGCGAAUUCACACUGGAGAGAAGCCGUACCACUGUACUGAAUGUGGGGUGAGUUUCAGUGUGUCAGGAAGCCUAAAAACACACCAGCGAAUUCACACUGGAGAGAAGCCAUAUCACUGUUCUGAAUGCGGGGAGAGCUUCAGUCGGAUAGGAAGCCUAAAAAGACACCAACAAAUUCACACUGGAGAGAAGCCGUAUCUCUGUAUUGAAUGUGGGGAAAGUUUUAGUCAAUUAGGAAACCUAAAAACACACCAGCGAAUUCACACUGGAGAGAAGCCAUAUCACUGUUUUGAAUGCGGGGAGCGUUUUAGUCAGUUAGGAAACCUAAAAACACACCAGCGAAUUCACACUGGAGAGAAGCCAUAUCACUGUUUUGACUGUGGGGAGAGCUUCAGUCGUUUAGGAAGCUUAAACAAACACCGGCAAAUUCACUCUGGAGCCAGCUUCCCUCCCUCCCAGUCCCUUACCUCUCCACAAUGCUUUUUUGAGUAGAGUGCGCACCCGUUCUAAUGCACCUCAUUAUAGUGUGGAAUUGGUUACAACACGGUAGGGUUGUGGCUCCCAUUUGCUCCAUAAUGCCGUUACAGUAGCCCUUUUUUAGUCAUGGAACACAAAUAGCGUGGUCUUGUAACUAUAGCUCCCCACUGUAGCAUUAUAAAGGGGGAGCACUGUAUGCAGAGCUGUUUCCUUGUCUCUCUCUCUCCCUGUAAGAAGUGAUGGGGGUCCUCAGGAGUGAGAGCCAGCCUCAAUCCAGAGACACUGAGAAGGGGAGCAUGUUAAACUGAAGGAGACAGACCCAUUCUUUCACAGUGAACUGGGAUCAGCUCCACUCCUGCCCCUAAAUUGGAAAUGAAUCUCACUCAUCAUGCUGUGAGGAUUUAGGACAAUGUUACAGGGUCGUUCUACUUAGAAGGGACACAUUGGAAAUGUAUGUCAAGCUUUUCUCUGAACACUUACGUGUGUGAGACGAACUCAACACAUUAACAAAGCUUUAUCUAACUAGAACUAGAAUGGCCUCUAAGCUAUUGCACCAGUGCAAACACAAACUGAAACAACUUUUUUGGUUUUGAAUGCAUUUGAAUGAAUGAAUCUGCUUUGCUGAGUGUUUAAAUACCGAGAAACGUUGUAUACUGAAGCUCUGCUUCAGUGCAAUGGGAUUGAAAUACAAUUCCUAUCACUUUUUAAUGAGUAGAUUACUGUAUGUAUAAUUGACAGACCCGCAAUAGAGCUGUAUAAAUAUACAGUAAAACAAUUCUCCAAUUUUACAUUUGUUACAAAUCGGCAAAACACACAUGCUGCAGCAUUCCUGUUAUCACUACAUUCAUAGUUUAUUCAGUUUUGAAUAAUUGAUCUGAACAAUCUGCAGAAUGAAGUUGCCUCAGACUGUUUGACAGUAACAGAGCUACUGCUUUUAUGGAAUCACCAUUAGCUGUUUAUUCCUUUUGGGCAAAAUAUGGCUUGUUUGCUUGUAUGGUGUAUUAGUAUGCUUUUAGAGUGAUAAUACAGUACAUCCUAACGUUAGCUUAGAUAUUUAGAAAGGGUUUCAUUGACACUGAGUUUGAGUUCCUGUAUGUUUUCCAGUAUCUCUGUAUAUAAAGGGUGUGAGAAAGUCAUAGUUGUAAUUGAAUGUUCUUUGUAAAAUGAUAUUUCAAAACUUAAACUGUGAGACUUUAGAUGAUGUGAUGUUAGUUAAGUUGGUCUUCCCCAUUCCUUUCACCUUAACAUUCUCUAGAUCUACUUCAAAGGACUAGAUCAGUGUUUUUCAACCUUUUUCGUAACAACACCUCCUAAGGAUCAGCUGAGCUUAGUCAUUGCCCCUUUCCCACAGAAAAUAAAAUCAAUCAGAACCUUUUAAACACUGAUGGAAUGUAUCUACAAGUCUCAAGCAACUCUACAUUCCAACUUAAUACUAAAGGCAAUUGAAACUGCUUCCGAACUGAACUUGAAACAAAAAUGCAGUCCUCAUUCCAACCAGCACAACAGAUGCUGCUUAACAGUCUCUGUGUGUAAUGUGUGUGAGUCCUGCGUGCUUCCGAAAAUGUGUGUUUAAAAGUUUUACUUCUGUUUGUGUCUAUACUUAACCUGCUAAACCCCCAGCCUCCCACAGGCAGUUUCUGCCUGGAGGGUAUGACCGUAAAUAAAUCACAUUAUCUUCCAAAGUAUAGACAGCA
Messenger RNA from Polyodon spathula (Mississippi paddlefish), 2645 nucleotides. Its product is annotated as zinc finger protein 239-like. Gene Ontology annotation, molecular function: RNA polymerase II cis-regulatory region sequence-specific DNA binding; DNA-binding transcription factor activity. The record is from RefSeq and is a predicted model, not a curated record. Gene Ontology annotation, biological process: regulation of transcription by RNA polymerase II. The transcript has a single exon. NCBI's taxonomy places the organism in Eukaryota, Metazoa, Chordata, Actinopteri, Acipenseriformes, Polyodontidae. The coding region runs from base 73 to 966 and encodes 297 amino acids.